AAUUCUUCAAGAUAAAUGAAAAUGAUCUGUUUAUUCACUUUCUUUUUAUUCAUUUUUUUCAAUUCAAUUCAAUUCAAUUGAAAAUUAAUUUCAUUUGGCGAUUCUCAAAUUUUAAGAAUCAUCAUUCAUGAUUCAUCAUUAAUAAUGAUUUACGAUUAAUGUUAGUUGAUUUUUAUUAAUUAACGUGAAAUUCGAUGUGAAAUAAAAUGUAAAAUUUGUUUGUAAACUAUUAAUAGCCAUUGUAUCCCAUUAUAGUUCGGUUAUCUUGGUGUUUAAACGAUUAUCUGGGACAUAGUAUUCAUAGAAUGUUCUUCGAUUAGUUUUCCUCUCGUUUUACAAACAUUUCUCAUUGCGACGAUCUUUCCAUAGAAUGCGAGGAAUACGGCAAACUGGUUUAUGAAAUUGAACCUUCGCCCGUUCUUCGAAUCGGAGCCGGUUUCAAUGUUGUUUCUCGUUGUGCUAUCGUUGGGACACCAUUGAUCGUUGGUGGUAUUAAAGCUAAAAUGGCCGAAUUCCCGCAUAUGGCUGUAAUUGGAUUUGGUAGGAACUUAUCAGAUGUGUCAUGGUUAUGCGGAGGAAGUAUUAUUUCGGAGAGAUAUAUCUUAACCGCAGCUCACUGUUUGGAAUCACGCGACAACGGACCGGCGUUAAUGGUACGAGUGGGUACGACGAAUUUAGAGAUAGAAGAGGAUAGCUUGCAAGAGAGAAAAAUAAUACGUAGAAUAAAGCAUCCGAAUUAUAAAUUGCCAGCUAAAUAUCACGACUUGGGUUUGAUAGAAUUGGAUAAACCUUUGGAAUUAAAUCCAAAUGUUAGGCCAGCCUGUCUCGAGAUGAAUUUUCAACCACCGGGAAAGCAAGCUAUAGCAACUGGAUUUGGUAGAACGUCUUACGGUGAAAUGUCGACGAACAAGGAUCUAAUGAAAGUCCAAUUGGAUUAUAUAAACGAAGAAUCCUGUAAGAAACGAUAUCAAUUCGAUUUAGGCCGUCGUUACUUGCCCAAUGGAUUUAUAUCAAAUUUUCUAUGCGCCGGAAUGAUGAAGGGUGGUAAGGAUACGUGUCAGGGCGACAGUGGCGGCCCACUACAAAGAGUACUUGAACAUCCUUAUUGCACUUACAGCAUCGUCGGAAUAACGAGUUUCGGAAAAUUUUGCGCAAUGAAAAAUUCACCGGCCAUAUACACACGAGUCAGUUCAUAUUUGGAUUGGAUCGAAUCGAUUGUUUGGCCAUAAUAAUGAAUGAUCAUUAUGGAUCAAAAGGAAAACGCAAUUAUUCGUUAUUUUGUUUAUUUUUUUUUUUUUUUCUUUUAUUUCUUUUAUUUUUCUUUUCUUUUAUUGCAAGAACUUCCUUUUAGCCUUCUUGUAUUUUUAACGUAUUUACAAAUUCGAUUCCCAUAAUAUAAGCAUGCAUACAAAUAACGUUCGAUAAAAAUAUAUGUAAGUAUAUAUAUAUAUAUAUAUAUAUAUAUAUAUAUAUAUAUAUAUAUAUAUA
Messenger RNA from Vespa crabro (European hornet), 1488 nucleotides. Its product is annotated as serine protease snake-like. Gene Ontology annotation, biological process: proteolysis. The transcript has 5 exons. The coding region runs from base 504 to 1229 and encodes 241 amino acids. Lineage: Eukaryota; Metazoa; Arthropoda; Insecta; Hymenoptera; Vespidae. Gene Ontology annotation, molecular function: serine-type endopeptidase activity. The record is from RefSeq and is a predicted model, not a curated record.